Molecule: messenger RNA, 1308 nt
Organism: Pseudovirgaria hyperparasitica
Lineage: Eukaryota; Fungi; Ascomycota; Dothideomycetes; Acrospermales; Acrospermaceae
Exons: 3
Coding region: 1-1308 (435 amino acids)
Biological process (GO): lipid homeostasis; nuclear envelope organization
Cellular component (GO): nuclear envelope; nuclear membrane
Source: RefSeq, a predicted model, not a curated record
AUGGAAGACCGCCGCAGCAAAGCGACGCCGAUGGACUUCCAGUACGAGAAUAUGACGGGGCCUACAGAUGCCACUUCUCCAUUCAUGACACUGGGAAGAUCUGGCAUGAAGCGAACACACAGCGCCUUCAAUUCUCCUUCAAAAGCACAGCCUUUUGGGCUUCGCGAGCCCAAUGGUAGUAGUUUUCUGUUCAGCAGUACCUCGGGCAGAGAUAAGCCUUUGCCAGCCAACCCUCCGCGAUCAUUUGACCCAAAGUUCAAUACGCCCAGAAAGAUGGAGGUCGACUUCUCCAGUGGUGGGGAGACACCGGACACAGAGAUAAACAGUGAAGCCAACACUCCGGAUGUGAUUAGGAAGAAGAGCACUGCCUCACCUACCAAGGCACCCUCCUCGCCGUCGAAGAGCAGUCCAAGCAAAGACCGGCGAAACAGCUUCUUCGGCAAAAUGGGUCGCAUGUUCAAUAGCCCUGGUCGCGGCGAAAUUGCGAAGCGCGAAUACUACUCCGCGAAAAGCGAGCGGCGCGUCCAACGCCGGCGCGCAAAAGAGCUCAAGGAAAUCGCACGCCGCAACUCCACCGAAGAGGACGACGAAGACGACUCCUCCAACAACAAGAGCAAGAAGAACAACACCACAUCCCCAAAAGGCAGCGUCAUCGCCGCAGUCCUCUCCUUCGUCCACGAACACCCCAACCUGCCCCAUAUCCUCUCCUGGUACCUCCAAUUCCUCUUCAACGGGUUCCUCGGCUUCAUCGCCGCGUACAUCGUCUGGUCCUUCGUCGCCGCCAUCAUGGGCGACGUCGACAUGGCAGCCAAGAAAGUCACCGCUGAGACAAUGCGCGAAAUGGCCGUGUGCGCGAAACAAUACCAGGAGAACCGCUGCGACCCGGCCACGCGCGCGCCCGCACUCGAGAACGUAUGCAAUAACUGGGACAAGUGCAUGAAUCAGGAUCCCACCGCUGUAGGCAAAGCAAGCGUGUCGGCCCAUACAUUCGCAAUGAUCUUCAAUAGCCUGAUUGAGCCCAUCAGCUACAAGGCCAUGUUCUUCUCCCUCGCCAUCCUCUCCUCCUUCUUCUACAUGUCAAAUACGGCCUUUGGCUUCUUCCGCAACAAGACCGCAGAGCAGUUCCAGCACCUUCACCAGCAGCAGCAGCACUACAUGCAACCGCCACCCGCGACACCGCAGCGCCAGUACAGCGGCCAGUUCUACACUCCGUACCAGCAGGGGUCCAUACGGAUGGGCCACGAGCCCAUGCCCAGCUUGCCGCCGGGAGCUGGAGCAAGCGAGGAACAACGGCAAAUUGGGUGGUGA